AACUCAAUCGCUGUCUGCUAAUUAUCCAACAGCACUGAGGUUCAUGCCUAGAAAAAAUCUGAAAGGUUUUCGAGAAGACAGAUGAAGCCUUUGCAGCGCUGUUUAUUCCAAAACAACUUCAGACUAUUCAUUGGCUGAGAUGUGGAAUGAGUCAGCAAGACUCAUGUGGAAUGAGUCAGCAAGAAACUCUGUUGUAAACUGAAGUAGAAGAAAUCUUGAGAAAAAUUGCUCAUAAGAAGAAAUUUCUUGCUCUGAAUCUUACUGCUGUGUUGUAGACUAAACAACCAUUAGUCAUCUACCUGCUUAUGCAACCACAGAAUAAAAUGCCCUUGAUAGGAGGAGACCAGGACAUGGAAAAUGCCAUUCCACUUUUUAAAAGGGAUUUGAGGAAUCAUUGAUUUUACCAUCUCUAUCAGGCAAACAUAAGGUGUUGCUGCAGCUCUCUCCACAGAGAGCAGCAGGCACAACUUUCACAGGUAUUUUCCCUGGGAAGGCUGUGAGGAGAUUAGAGAAAAGAAUGAGAAACAAUUCUUAUCUUCACUUGCUGCACCUGCUGUUGUGCACAUGUGGAAUGUGUUAUGGAGAUUUGUUUACCAAAGGGUGUUUUCCUUAUUUGCCACUAGUGAUGGUAUUAGGAUUUCAAUUGGGUCUGUCUGUAUUUGACUGUCUGUAAGAGUGAUGAGUUUCUUAAUUAGUAUAGUAUAGUAUAGUAUAGUAUAGUAUAGUAUAGUAUAGUAUAGUAUAGUAUAGUAUAGUAUAGUAUAGUAUAAUAACGUGAUUGAUUCUGGAAUCAAGGACUCAAUGCUAAUUAUUACCAUCAUGAGGAUGCCCUGCUACAAUAAGCAGUGGACACCUGACACUGGGUGCAGGCUAGGCUGAAGAACCAGGACCCUAAUGGAUCCAAGCCAAGUUUGCAGCCGAGGCUGAACAUGGGAGGGUCUGCUGACCCCUCACAGAAAUCGCAUCUGGCAACUCUUCGUGGAGUUGCAGGCUGGGCAGAACCACCUUGGGACCCCGCUGGGACCCUACUGAGACCCCACCGGGACUUCAUCAGGACUUCCCCAGAAUGCUGUCAGACCCCUACCAGGACCCACAGCGUCCCACACAGCCUGCUCAUAACUGGACACCUCCUGCUUCCCUGGAAAGGUAACACUGACCUUUCUCCACAUCUUCCUGGAGAAGAUCUGUCCAUUGGGACUGCAUUUUGGCCCCAUAGCCUAGAGGCUGGGGUUUGGAACAGAUCUCUCAACAAUUGCACCACCCCCUACCCAGGGUAGACUUGCAGUUGGGAAGAGAUGCCUGCAGAAUUGGGCAUCCAAUUUUCUGUGUCAGAAGAGGACACCCUUGAUGUGUGGAAAUUUCUGGCUCGUCAUCACAGUCUCUGUGUGUCAGAAGAGGUUCUCUGGAAGUUUUUAAGUUGGGUGAAAGCUCAUACUUUCCCCAAGGAUGUGGUAUCCUCCCUGGAUCCGCGGGUCUGGGACUCACUGAGUCUCUGUCUUUUGGGGGAACUCAGGCAAGGUGGGAGAUCACCUCGGCAGCUACCAAUGUGGUCACUGCUUUCCAAAGCAGUAAGGGGCCAGACCCCAUUGGAAAGCGAACCCACCUUGGUAGGCACAUCCCAGUCGGGCUUGGAGGAGCACUUCCCUUUGGGCAGGUGGCCUUCAGCCUUUCCACCGCAGACAUCUGGGAACAAUCCUUUCACGGACAGCCACCGCUGGUUCCUUCCCCCGCCGCACCGCGGGGUGGGGGCGACACUGCCCACUGAGCACUCGAAGCAGCUCGCUCCGGGCUUCUGGCACAUGUGCCGAAGUACCGAAGCCUUCAGCGGCUCCACUUUCGCGGUCUGCAGUUAUUCCGAACGGAGCUGCGGUCGCUCCUGCCCCUUUGCCUUCGCCAGCACAAGAGGGACCAUCGCCUCCUCCUCCCCGUGUGGCAUGUGGAUUGGCCCCGCCGCUGGGUUCCCCCACCCUGCACCACAGGAGGGGGCAGAGCCGCCUCUGCCGCCAACAAGGGGGGCAGCCGGUUCUCUGACAGCGGCCAGCAGUCCUGUGCUGGAGAGCAUGUCUAGCCCUCCUGUGCCGCAGCCUGAAGCCAGUGCAUCAGCAGCGUCGCCCGGAGCGCCGGCCGGGGACACCUUUUCCACCGACUCCACCAACUCCAGCUGGCUCGGCUCCCAUCUGGGACGUGACCUGUGGCACCACCCCACCUUGCUGCUCCCGGCUGCCUCGCCCCCUGCUGUUUCCCUCGGGUUCCCAGGGAGCACAGACAGGGAGAUGACAACAGUGAGCAUCAACAGCCUGUCCCUCGGCGGGGCGUGCCCUCACAGCUGGGCACCAGCCCGUGCCGCGAAAUCUGGAGAUCGACAUUCCUCGGGGACAACACCUUCCCGCUCCCGUUCCCGGGAUGGGAGGGGUGGGGUCCCAAGAAGCUGUGGCUUGGUCGAUGCCUGGGAGGGGCGGGGCAAGGGCGAAACGCCAGGGGGGUUGCCGAGACAUUGGCAGCGUGGUGAGGGUGGGCGGUCAAGGAAAAGAUGGAAGUGAAUCGCCCAUCUGGGGAUGGGCAUGGGCUGUGACCCCAGAUCCAGGGGCCCCAAAUGAUACCAGUACAAAGCUGGGGCAAGGGAACAAGCCGAAUGAAUCUGGGCUCAGCAGCAGGACCGGGUCCCCCGCCCACUGGGUCUGGGUCCCUUGGCUCACCCACCGCGGACUGGUCCCCUGCCCUGCUCAUCGUGGCAGGGUCUGUUGUGGUUUGAAAACAAAACCAGUGAGAGGCUCCAAAUCAGAAAUACAAUUUAUCAGGAAAAAUGAAAAAAGAAAAUAAAAUACAUGCAAUAAUACAAAAGAAAAACAACACUGACAGAGUCAGAAUACAACCUGCCACCCUUUUGGUCAGGGUGUUGGUAGCAGUCCAUGUUGGAAUGGCUGUAGUCCUGGAAAUCCAGCCGGAAAGCCUGAGUCUGGUGUCCCAAAACCCCAGAUUAUAUCCAGUUAGGAAGGCUUGGCUUCUCCCUCUGGGUGGAGCAUCUCACAAUGGGAUGCUAUAGCUCUUAUCAGUCAUGCAGUGGCAUUCAAUAGCCCACUAUCAGCAGAUGUCCUCCCUGAGGGCGAACUGGUUGUGAAAGAGAUAAGGAAAACUGCCCACUUAACAGAAGACAGCUGCCAUACAGAUGGCAAAUGGAAUACACCUUGCCUUUCAAUCUGGCACAGGGUCCUAUUGAAGUGAUAUGUGGAAUAAGUAAAUAGAUUCCACAACCUGGGGUAGUUAUGAAGUGGGUAUGUAUUGUCAGCACCCGGCACAAUUGAGAUGUCUCUCCAAAAACUUGUACCGGGCACUGACAAUAUAUAUUCAAUAUAUUCAUAACUACCCCAGUUUGUGGAGUCUGUUUAUUUACUCCACGUAUCGCUUCAGUUGGCAACCACAAAGGGACUGCUCUGCUCACCCGCAGGUUCGGUUGAGAGCAGACGCCCUCAGGUGCCGCGGGGCUUUUUCCUGGAGGGACUCUGCGCCUCGGCAGUACACUGCGGGGAGCAGACCACAGCCCCUUGCGACUGUGGACAGAAGCAGUAUCGAUUAAUUUAUUUUCUAAAGGUUGGCACUGAUAAGUCGCAUUAAGAUGUUUUUGCACGCAGUUUUACCCAGGGGCUUGCAGGCAGAACGCCACCAGGGGUGAGACCGGUGGUGGGCGAUUCCCCCCCCCGCCCCCCCCCCCGCCUGAUAGAGAGGCUCAGGUGGGGAAGAAAUCGUCAUUUCAGUGUAGUGUGUCCCAGUUUCGGUGUGGCGUGUCUGUUACGUCCGGACGUGAGCGCCUGUGUGUGUAGCUGUGAGUGAAACGGCGAGGCGUGGCGUGCCAGCCCUCAGCCGGCAGUGCCUCACGGAGCAGACUCCCUGAUAGCGCAGCGAGUGCGCAUGCGCGGCACGGGCCGCCUGUGGCGAGCUGGGGGAGCGCAGCGCGGGGCUUAGGCCGGGCCUUAGGCCGGGCCUUGCAAAAGCGCUCUGGGCGCGGCCUAGCUGAUAGUGCAGCUGGUGGGCGCGGGCACCAGCCGCGCUUUGUGGGGUUGCUUUGAACGCCGCUAGCUGAUAAGUGCAGCUAGUAGGAGCGUGGUACAAGUUGGGACUAGCAAACACCACUUACAAGUAUCGCUGGUUGGUAAGGGGAAAAAUCCAGCUAAAAGUAACCAGCGAGCCCGCCUGGGCUAGGAGUUAAGUGUUUGUUGUGCGAGAACACUGCCCUUUAGUGCUAGAAGCUGUCAUUGGGAGAUCCUUUGCGUUAUGGGGUUUGCAGCUAGGUUCUUGUUACAAGUGAGUGGCGAUCUGCCCACAGUGGCUGCAGAACUUCAAGCCCGAGCCGAGAGAGCCCGGCCUUCGAGACAGGCUCUACACAGGUGGUUUCAGCUUUGACCAGGAUUCCCUCCCACCCUCGCAGGCGAGACCGGGUGUAUAUAUUAGAAACUGAUUUACAAAUAAGAAGGUCUGGGGAGAUACGGGAACCCCAGGUGCUGAUCGUUCGCAUGAACGACCCGAGAUGGAUAUCAUGGAAAUCCUUGGGCAGAUACAUGUGAAUGCAGCGUUCCCAUCCCGAAUUCCCGUAAAUUUCAUCAAG
This is a messenger RNA of Taeniopygia guttata (zebra finch), 4600 nucleotides long. RefSeq lists its product as uncharacterized. The record is from RefSeq and is a predicted model, not a curated record. Lineage: Eukaryota; Metazoa; Chordata; Aves; Passeriformes; Estrildidae.